Beta vulgaris subsp. vulgaris (sugar beet) is the source of this 2580-nucleotide messenger RNA. RefSeq names its product calcium sensing receptor, chloroplastic. The record is from RefSeq and is a predicted model, not a curated record. Bases 384 to 2306 code for a protein of 640 amino acids. The transcript has 13 exons. Gene Ontology annotation, biological process: regulation of stomatal closure; cellular response to calcium ion; de-etiolation. Lineage: Eukaryota; Viridiplantae; Streptophyta; Magnoliopsida; Caryophyllales; Amaranthaceae.
GACAAUGACCAGCCAUAAUCCACAACUUACCAUCACAAACGAGAGGCAACAAAGAGGGUCUCAAAAUCUCAAUAGAUGAACCUACUGCUCGAUACGCCACACGAUUUCAUACACAACAAUUUCCCAUUGGUCAGAAAUUUAGUCAUCAUUUCUGGCUGAAAACUCUGCUUAUUUUGCCAUGUUUCAGAGAAGAAAGAAACUACUGAUGCCAUUAAUUUAUGGGUUUUGAGUAACCCAUUUGCCAUUUGGAUUUGGGAGCAAGCAACUUCAGAUUCUUAAAUCUUUUUAUGGGUCUUGUUAUUAUAGCAUAAUUUCUGAAAUUCAGGGCAUUUAAGAGUUGUGUUAAUUUUUUUCCAGGAAUUUUAUAAGUCAAAGGGUGAAUAAUGUUGCCUGUUUGCUCAGCUUCCCGCUGUUCUUCUCACUCACAGAUUUUGUUGAAUGACGGAUUGCGAUACCUUACUCCUCGAUCACAAAAGACGUUUGGUGUUCGAUGCGUUUCAGGAGAAAUAACACUUUCUAACUUGUCAUCAGGUGGAGUUUGUCGAGGGGCAUGCCUUGAGAAAGAAGCUGCAAAUUCACUCAGUUAUGAUUUUCUUGGAGGGCAUAAGACAUUAUUAAAUAAAUGGCACUACACUACUGGAGAGCUGAGUAAUUCAUUACUCAAAGGCCGACAACAUUUAACUUAUGUAGAGGAUUCUGCUGCUAUUGUGUCACAAGAAGAUCAGCUAGGAGACAACUUGGUUAAUAAUGCUGAUAGCUUGCUGGAUACUCCUAGUAGAGGGUCAGUCUCUAUUUUGGAUCGUGUUGCAGACAGUGCUAGUGAUGUGACCGACACUCUUGGCACCAGUGCUGCGCCUGCACCAGUGCCAUCUUCUGGCAGUAGUUUUGAGGAUCUUGUCUCCCAAACAAAUGAAUCACUUAGAGCUUCAUUUGGUGAUGGCGGAAAUGCCUUUAAUAGCUCCGUGGAUAAGAUUACUUCGACGACAACGGACAUUAUAAAAGAUGCUAAUGAAGCAAUUGAAAAUCUAACCACUAAAGUGUUCUCAUCUUUUGAUCAAGCUGGUGAACUUACUCGUUCCAAAUUGAGUGACCUUCCAGGUGCCGUAACGCAGUCCAGCGGUAAAGCUGGUAUUGUAGCUCUUGAUUUACUAAGAAAGACUGUUCUUGUGGUGGAAGAUAUUUUACUUAAGGGGAGUAAAUUUAUCUAUUACUCAUAUGAGACUUCUAAAGAGUAUCUGCCACCAGAGAUCCAGAAUGCACUCAAAUUAUUUGAGGAGAAAGCUGGUGAAAUUUUGAGGCCAGUGGGGAUGGUUUUCUUACAGGUUUACUCUGCCAUUGAAGGAGUGGAGAGAAGUUUAGGCUUAGACCCCUUAGAUCCUAUUGUUCCAUUCGUUCUUUUAUUCGGCACUUCUUCUACGUUGUGGGCUGUAUAUUGGCUGGUCAACUACAGCGGCUAUGCUGGAGACUUGUCUCCUGAAUUGGCUUUUGAGCUCUUAUCAGGGAAAGAAAGUGCUGUGCUUGUAGACACCAGGCCUGAGGAUCUGAGGCAACGAGAUGGGAUCCCCGAUCUUAGACGAGCUGCUCGAUUUCGAUAUGCAGAUGUAUCCUUGCCCAAGGUUGAUGGUUCUUUAAGGAAAUUGAUGAAGAACAGCAGGGACCUUGAUGACUCUUUAAUUGCCGCAGUGAUUAGAGAUUUAAAGAAUGUACAAGACAGAUCCAAGAUCAUAGUUAUGGAUGCUGAUGGAAGUCAUGCAAAAGGCAUUGCAAGAUCGUUGAGGAAGCUUGGGGUUAAGAGACCAUAUGUCCUCCAGGGUGGUUUCAAGUCCUGGGUCAAACAUGGCCUUCGUGCAAAGGAGCUGAAACCAGAGACAGCAAUUUCUAUACUCAAUGAGGAAGCUGAGGCGAUCCUUGAAGAGUUGAGUCCCACUCCUGUGCAAGUCUUGGGCGUUGCUGUGGGUUCUGUUGCUGCAGUAUACGCGUUAUUAGACUGGGAGAGAACUCUACAAUUCAUUGGGAUUAUUGGCCUUGGUCAGACCAUAUAUCGGCGAGUGGCUUCUUAUGAGGAUUCUCGAGAUUUCAAUAACGAUGUCAGUUUGUUGCUUUCUCCGGUAAAACUUGGAGCACAGGCUGUCUCAUGGGCUGCGGGAAAAGUAGAAACCAACGGCAAUGGACUUCCUAUCUCACCAUCAUCAUCAGAUGUCCAAAGCCGAGUGUUGCAAGCUGCAGCAAAGCACGAAUCCCAGCCAUUCGAUGCUGAAGAAUCACAGACUCCAAUCGAUGAGAACGUGGGUCGAUCAGAGGCGUAAAUGGCAACUUCCGUUGCACGAUCGUAUCCUGUACAAACAAGGCUUGGAUUAUUAUGCGUGAUCUUUGGCGUUUUUGUUGAUGGUACUCGAGUUUCUGACUGGAGCUCUUCCAUAUUAUUUUGUGUGGAUGAUAUAUUUGCGAGUUUAUUCACUUGGCCCGCUAGUCUAGUCACUCACUCCUGUAGAUAUUCCUUGGUGAUGAGAAUCAAGAUGGCUUCUUUUGCUUUGUUUGAUGGUAUGACUUUGAGACAUAUAAGCUUACUACAGUUUGCAA